Molecule: messenger RNA, 11113 nt
Organism: Ceratotherium simum simum (southern white rhinoceros)
Lineage: Eukaryota; Metazoa; Chordata; Mammalia; Perissodactyla; Rhinocerotidae
Source: RefSeq, a predicted model, not a curated record
GACAGCAUUUCUAGGAGGGAGAAGCACAAAGUGCAGAUUCCACUGUGCCCAUGAAAGAAGGGGAAGAAAAAGCCCAGGCAAAUGUCUUGUUGUUAUUGAGCUUUCCUACUGCAACAAGGCUGACGGAUGGGGCUUUUAAAAAACGUCACUGCAACAGAUCCAGGGGUGCAGCUCUGCUUGCUGCAGCGCCAUGCAGUUGUGUAUAUUUCAGAGACAGACACAAGGGGAAGUAGCAGCCAGUGCACACGCGGGCUGCUCACUGGAAGCAUUGCUGAAGAGAGAGGAUCCACAGAAGCUGGGAAAUUCCUCCUCCAGCUGAGUCAGGGCUUGAGUGGUGGCUCAGGUUGAGACUGUGGGCAGGGGCGGGGGCGGCGCUCCCAGCCCAUCCCUCAGCCCUGCGGCUGCCUUGGGGAGAGCCGUGUGGGCAGGGAGGCUGUCUGCACCGUGUCAGGGAGGCACGCCAAGAAACCCUCCCUCCCAGGGGAAAACGGGUCGCAGUUCAGGUGGGGACUUCUUUGGUACGGUACCUGGCUGGAGCAGAGCCUGUGGGCGGCCGGCAGCGGGCGUUUCUGGUUAUGGCAGCCCAGAAAUGAAAGCAGUCGCGGCCGCCGCCUCUGAGGGCUGCAGGGAGAUCAGCACUCAGCAAAUAAGAAGCAAGUCCUGGACCCGGAGGAGGAGGAGCGGCCGAGCAUCUCUCUCCCGCUCCUGGUGUCCUUUAAAUGAGGACUCCCUGCCAGCGCCAGAGGUAGAUCUGCAGAGCCUUCCUCUCCGCUCCUGAUCCCGCUUACAUCACUAACCUGUGCCAGGCGCAUCUCCACGCCCGGUACCUGCUCCUCCAGCGGCUCCCAGUCCAGUCGGAGGAGCCUCUUUGUAUGCAGCCGACAUGGCCAGCCAGCAGGAUUCCGGCUUCUUUGAGAUCAGUAUCAAAUAUUUACUGAAAUCCUGGAGUAAUACUUCUCCAGUUGGCAACGGUUAUAUCAAGCCUCCGGUUCCACCUGUUUCUGGCACACAACGGGAGAAAGGGCCGCCAACCAUGUUACCCAUCAAUGUGGACCCAGACAGCAAACCAGGAGAAUAUGUCCUCAAGAGUUUAUUUGUCAACUUCACCACUCAGGCUGAGCGCAAGAUUCGCAUCAUUAUGGCAGAACCCCUGGAAAAGCCAUUGACAAAAUCUCUACAACGUGGAGAAGACCCCCAAUUUGAUCAAGUCAUUAGCUCCAUGAGCUCCCUUUCUGAGUACUGCCUGCCUUCCAUUCUGCGUACCUUAUUUGACUGGUAUAAAAGGCAAAAUGGCAUUGAGGAUGAAUCACAUGAAUACAGACCAAGAACAAGUAAUAAAUCAAAAAGUGAUGAACAGCAGCGAGAUUAUUUAAUGGAAAGACGGGACCUCGCCAUUGAUUUUAUUUUUUCUUUAGUAUUAAUAGAAGUUUUGAAACAGAUUCCACUUCAUCCUGUAAUAGACAGUUUAAUACACGAUGUUAUUAACUUGGCUUUCAAGCACUUUAAAUACAAAGAAGGGUACCUUGGUCCUAACACUGGCAAUAUGCACAUUGUGGCAGACCUGUAUGCAGAGGUCAUUGGAGUGUUGGCACAAGCUAAAUUCCCUGCUGUAAAGAAGAAAUUUAUGGCAGAGCUAAAAGAAUUACGGCACAAAGAGCAAAGCCCAUAUGUUGUUCAAAGCAUUAUCAGCUUGAUAAUGGGGAUGAAAUUCUUUCGAAUUAAGAUGUAUCCAGUGGAGGACUUUGAGGCCUCUCUUCAGUUUAUGCAGGAAUGUGCCCAUUACUUCCUUGAGGUCAAAGACAAAGAUAUUAAGCAUGCCUUGGCUGGGCUUUUUGUUGAAAUUCUUGUCCCAGUUGCUGCUGCUGUUAAAAAUGAAGUCAAUGUUCCCUGCCUUAGAAACUUCGUUGAAAGCCUAUAUGAUACCACGCUGGAACUUUCUUCUCGAAAGAAGCAUUCCUUGGCCCUGUACCCCCUGGUGACCUGUCUGCUCUGUGUCAGUCAGAAGCAGCUGUUCCUGAACAGGUGGCACAUUUUCCUAAACAACUGCUUAUCCAACCUUAAAAAUAAAGACCCCAAGAUGGCUCGAGUUGCACUGGAAUCUCUGUACAGAUUACUUUGGGUUUACAUGAUUCGAAUAAAGUGUGAAAGCAACACAGCUACUCAGAGCCGUCUUAUAACCAUCAUCACAACACUUUUCCCCAAAGGGUCCCGUGGUGUGGUACCAAGGGAUAUGCCUCUGAACAUCUUUGUGAAAAUCAUCCAGUUCAUUGCCCAGGAACGUUUAGAUUUUGCAAUGAAAGAAAUCAUUUUUGAUUUUCUUUGUGUGGGAAAACCAGCAAAGGCUUUCAGUCUCAAUCCAGAGAGAAUGAACAUUGGUUUACGAGCAUUCUUGGUAAUAGCCGAUAGCUUGCAGCAGAAAGAUGGUGAACCUCCCAUGCCGGUUACAGGAGCUGUUCUCCCUUCAGGCAACACCCUGAGAGUGAAGAAGACAUAUUUGAGUAAAACGCUAACUGAAGAGGAAGCCAAAAUGAUUGGCAUGUCAUUAUAUUACUCUCAAGUACGAAAAGCUGUGGACAACAUUUUAAGGCACCUUGAUAAAGAAGUAGGAAGGUGUAUGAUGCUAACUAAUGUCCAGAUGUUAAACAAAGAACCCGAAGACAUGAUCACGGGUGAGAGAAAGCCAAAAAUAGAUCUUUUCAGGACCUGUGUUGCUGCCAUUCCUCGACUGCUUCCUGAUGGGAUGUCAAAACUUGAACUUAUUGACUUGCUGGCGAGGCUCUCUAUUCAUAUGGACGAUGAACUGCGACAUAUUGCACAAAAUUCUCUUCAGGGUUUACUUGUUGACUUCUCAGACUGGAGGGAAGAUGUACUAUUUGGCUUCACCAACUUCCUGCUCCGGGAGGUCAAUGACAUGCAUCACACACUCCUUGAUUCGUCCUUGAAGUUACUGCUCCAGCUGCUCACUCAGUGGAAACUGGUCAUACAAACUCAAGGAAAAGUCUAUGACCAAGCCAACAAAAUCAGAAAUUCAGAGCUAAUUCCAAAUGGCUCCAGCCACAGAACGCAGUCGGAACGAGGCCCCCACUGCAGUGUGCUCCAUGCUGUGGAAGGCUUUGCACUGGUUUUACUCUGCAGCUUCCAGGUGGCUACACGCAAACUGUCUGUUUUAAUACUCAAGGAAAUCCGAGCUUUAUUUGUUGCCCUGGGUCAGCCUGAGGACGAUGACAGACCUAUGAUUGAAGUCAUGGAUCAGCUAAGUUCUUCCAUUCUCGAAAGUUUUAUUCAUGUAGCAGUUUCGGAUUCAGCAACAUUACCGCUGACCCACAGCGUGGAUCUGCAGUGGUUGGUGGAGUGGAACGCAGUCCUGGUCAAUAGCCAUUAUGAUGUGAAGAGCCCGUCCCAUGUCUGGAUAUUUGCUCAGUCUGUCAAAGACCCCUGGGUCCUCUGCCUCUUCAGUUUCCUCCGGCAGGAGAACUUGCCCAAGCACUGCCCCACAGCCCUCAGCUACGCCUGGCCGUACGCCUUCACUCGGCUCCAAUCCGUGAUGCCUCUGGUAGACCCAAAUAGCCCAAUUAAUGCCAAGAAAACCAGCACUGCCGGCAGUGGAGACAACUAUGUUACCUUGUGGAGAAAUUACCUUAUUCUUUGUUUUGGAGUUGCAAAACCCAGUAUUAUGAGCCCUGGACACUUAAGAGCUUCCACUCCAGAAAUAAUGGCGACCACCCCUGAUGGUACAGUGAGCUACGAUAACAAGGCCAUAGGCACCCCAUCGGUGGGCGUUCUGUUAAAGCAGUUGGUGCCUUUGAUGAGACUAGAGGGCAUUGAGAUCACAGAGUCCUUAGUUUUAGGAUUUGGAAGAACAAAUUCCCUUGUUUUCAGAGAAUUGGUAGAAGAACUUCAUCCAUUAAUGAAAGAAGCUCUGGAACGAAGACCAGAGAACAAGAAACGCCGAGAACGGCGAGACUUGUUAAGGCUACAGUUACUUCGAAUUUUUGAACUUUUGGCUGAUGCUGGUGUAAUAAGUGACAGCACAAAUGGGGCCUUAGAACGGGAUACUUUAGCCCUCGGAGCUUUGUUCCUGGAAUACGUGGACCUAACUCGCAUGCUCCUAGAAGCUGAAAAUGACAAAGAAGUUGAAAUUCUUAAAGAUAUCCGGGCACAUUUUAGUGCAAUGGUCGCCAACUUGAUUCAGUGCGUUCCAGUUCACCACCGAAGAUUUCUCUUCCCCCAGCAAAGCCUGAGGCACCAUCUUUUCAUCUUAUUUAGCCAGUGGGCAGGACCCUUCAGCAUUAUGUUCACUCCUCUGGAUCGUUACAGUGAUAGAAAUCAUCAGAUUACAAGAUACCAGUAUUGUGCAUUAAAGGCAAUGUCUGCAGUGUUGUGCUGUGGCCCGGUGUUUGACAACGUGGGCCUUUCCCCAGAUGGCUACCUAUAUAAGUGGCUUGACAACAUUCUGGCUUGCCAAGAUUUACGAGUUCAUCAACUUGGCUGCGAAGUUGUUGUGUUGCUAUUGGAACUUAAUCCUGACCAAAUAAAUCUUUUUAAUUGGGCAAUUGACCGAUGCUACACAGGUUCCUACCAACUUGCAUCUGGCUGCUUCAAAGCCAUAGCAACUGUGUGUGGAAGCAGGAACUAUCCCUUCGACAUAGUGACAUUGUUAAACCUUGUUCUAUUCACGGCCUCUGACACCAACAGAGAGAUUUAUGAAAUCUCCAUGCAGCUCAUGCAGAUCCUUGAAGCAAAGCUCUUUGUAUACUCCAAGAAAGUAGCUGAACAGCGACCUGGCAGUAUUCUCUAUGGAACACACGGCCCAUUGCCACCCCUCUACAGUAUGUCACUAGCCCUCUUGUCAUGCGAACUGGCCAGGAUGUACCCUGAGCUCACUCUCCCACUCUUCUCAGAGGUAAGCCAGCGAUUCCCCACGACGCACCCCAAUGGGCGUCAGAUCAUGCUCACCUAUCUGCUGCCCUGGCUGCACAACAUCGAGCUGGUGGACAGCAGGCUCCUCCUCCCAGGGUCAAGCCCCAGCAGCCCGGAGGAUGACGUCAAAGACCGGGAAGGAGAAGUGACCGCAGCUCAUGGGCUGAAAGGGAAUGGCUGGGGCUCCCCGGAAGCUACGUCACUGGUCCUGAAUAAUCUCAUGUACAUGACGGCCAAGUACGGAGAUGAAGUUCCUGGCCCAGAAAUGGAAAAUGCUUGGAAUGCUCUAGCCAACAACGAGAAAUGGAGCAACAAUCUGAGGAUCACCUUGCAGUUCCUGAUCAGCCUGUGUGGGGUUAGCAGUGACACACUUCUCUUGCCCUAUAUUAAAAAGGUGGCAAUAUAUCUGUGCCGUAAUAACACCAUUCAAACUAUGGAAGAGCUUCUCUUUGAGCUACAGCAGACAGAGCCGGUGAACCCCAUCGUCCAACACUGUGACAACCCACCCUUCUACCGCUUCGCAGCCAGCAGCAAGGCCUCCGCAGCAGCCUCCGGCACCACCUCCAGCAGCAACACGGUGGUUGCUGGCCAGGACAGUUUCCCAGACGCUGAGGAGAGCAAGAUAUUGAAAGAAUCUGAUGAGAGGUUUAGUAAUGUCAUCAGAGCCCACACUCGCCUAGAGUCAAGAUACAGCAAUAGCUCCGGAGGAUCGUAUGAUGAGGAUAAAAAUGACCCAAUUUCUCCCUACACGGGCUGGUUGUUGACUAUUACAGAGACCAAACAGCCACAGCCCUUACCAAUGCCUUGUACUGGAGGAUGCUGGGCCCCCCUGGUUGACUACCUCCCAGAGACCAUCACUCCUCGGGGGCCACUCCACAGGUGCAAUAUUGCAGUAAUUUUUAUGACUGAGAUGGUGGUGGAUCACAGUGUAAGAGAAGAUUGGGCUCUUCAUCUACCAUUAUUACUUCAUGCUGUCUUCUUAGGUUUGGACCAUUACCGGCCUGAAGUCUUUGAACACAGCAAGAAAUUGCUCCUUCAUCUCUUGAUCGCCCUCUCCUGCAAUAGCAGUUUUCAGGCCAUUGCUUCUGUGCUCCUGCAAACUCGAGAGAUGGGUGAAGCUAAGACCCUAACAGUUCAGCCAGCUUAUCAACCUGAAUAUCUCUACACAGGUGGCUUUGACUUCUUGAGAGAGGACCAGUCAUCCCCAGUUCCAGACUCGGGGCUUAGCUCCAGUUCCACCUCCUCCAGCAUCAGUCUGGGAGGAAGCAGUGGGAACCUCCCGCAGAUGACCCAAGAGGCAGAAGAUGCAGACACAGCUGCUGAAACGGAUGAGAAGGCAAACAAGCUCAUUGAGUUUCUGACGACCAGGGCAUUUGGUCCACUUUGGUGCCAUGAAGACAUCACGCCCAAAAAUCAGAAUUCGAAGAGUGCUGAACAGCUCACUAAUUUUCUGCGUCAUGUUGUAUCUGUAUUUAAAGAUUCCAAAUCAGGUUUCCAUCUGGAGCAACACUUGAGUGAAGUUGCGUUACAGACAGCCCUCGCAAGCUCUUCAAGGCACUAUGCUGGUCGGUCCUUCCAGAUAUUUCGGGCACUCAAACAACCUCUGUCAGCACAUGCCUUGUCUGACCUUCUCUCAAGACUGGUAGAGGUGAUUGGAGAACAUGGAGAUGAGAUUCAGGGUUAUGUAAUGGAAGCACUCCUUACCUUGGAGGCUGCCGUGGAUAACUUGUCUGACUGCUUGAAGAACAGUGAUCUCUUAACUGUGUUAUCUCGCUCUUCAUCACCAGAUUUAAGCUCCAGCACUAAACUAACAGCAAGCAGAAAGAGCACAGGACAACUAAACGUGAACCCUGGAGCAGCCAGUGGCAACACAGCGACUGCAGAACGGAGCCGGCAUCAAAGAAGCUUCUCUGUGCCCAAGAAGUUUGGUGUUGUUGACCGAUCCUCAGACCCACCUCGGAGUGCCACACUGGACAGAAUUCAGGCUUGUACCCAGCAAGGCCUCUCCUCAAAAACCAGAAGCUCAUCCUCUUUAAAGGACAGCCUCACAGACCCAUCACACGUAAACCAUCCAACCAACCUGUUGGCCACCAUCUUUUGGGUGACAGUGGCCUUGAUGGAAUCUGAUUUUGAGUUUGAAUACCUAAUGGCCUUGAGACUGUUGAAUAGACUAUUGGCUCACAUGCCACUCGAUAAAGCUGAGAACCGAGAAAAACUUGAGAAACUCCAGGCGCAGCUCAAGUGGGCGGACUUCUCAGGGUUGCAGCAGCUGCUGCUGAAAGGAUUCACCUCCCUCACCACCACAGACCUUACCCUGCAACUUUUCAGUUUGCUGACGCCAGUGUCCAAAGUAUCCAUGGUGGAUUCAUCUCAAACCAUUGGGUUUCCACUGAAUGUUUUGUGUCUCCUGCCCCAGCUGAUUCAGCAUUUUGAAAAUCCCAAUCAGUUCUGUAAAGAUAUAGCCGAAAGGAUCGCUCAGGUUUGUUUGGAAGAGAAGAACCCCAAACUUUCCAAUCUUGCACAUGUCAUGACUCUUUAUAAAACACACAGCUACACGAGGGACUGUGCCACAUGGGUCAAUGUGGUCUGUCGAUACCUUCAUGAAGCAUAUGCUGACAUUACCUUGAAUAUGGUUACCUACCUGGCAGAGUUGCUGGAGAAGGGCCUCCCUAGUAUGCAGCAGCCCCUCCUCCAGGUCAUCUACAGUCUGCUCAGCUACAUGGACCUCUCAGUCGUCCCUGUAAAGCAGUUUAAUGUGGAAGUUCUGAAGACCAUUGAAAAAUAUGUGCAAAGUGUUCACUGGAGAGAAGCUUUGAAUAUCUUAAAGCUGGUAGUUUCUCGAUCUGCCAGCCUAGUGUUGCCUUCUUAUCAGCACAGUGACCUCUCAAAGAUAGAAAUACAUCGAGUGUGGACGAGUGCGUCUAAGGAAUUACCUGGAAAAACCCUGGACUUUCACUUUGAUAUUUCAGAGACACCAAUCAUCGGGAGGCGAUAUGAUGAACUGCAGAAUUCUUCUGGGCGUGAUGGGAAGCCCAGGGCUAUGGCCGUCACCCGGAGCACGUCCUCCACCUCGUCAGGCUCCAACUCCAAUGUCCUUGUUCCUGUAAGCUGGAAAAGGCCCCAGUAUUCUCAGAAGAGGACAAAAGAGAAGUUGGUGCACGUCCUUUCUCUGUGUGGCCAAGAAGUAGGAUUGAGCAAAAAUCCAUCAGUGAUUUUUUCAUCAUGUGGGGAUUUGGAUCUGCUUGAGCACCAGACAAGCUUGGUGUCCUCUGAGGACGGCGCCCGAGAGCAGGAGAACAUGGAUGACACAAACAGUGAGCAGCAAUUCAGAGUCUUUAGAGACUUUGAUUUCCUAGACGUGGAGCUGGAGGAUGGAGAGGAACUUCAGGGCGAGAGUAUGGACAAUUUCAACUGGGGAGUUCGCAGGCGUUCUCUGGAUAGUCUGGACAAGUGUGAUAUGCAGCUUCUGGAGGAGCGCCAACUUUCAGGAAGUUCUCCCAGCCUCAAUAAAAUGAACCAUGAGGAUUCUGAUGAAUCCUCCGAAGAGGAAGACCUCACAGCCAGCCAGAUCCUGGAGCACUCUGACCUAAUCAUGACUCUCUCUCCUUCUGAGGAGGCUAACCCCAUGGAAUCGCUCACUACAGCCUGCGACAUGACCCCUGCUGAUCCUCAUUCCUUUAACAGCAGAAUGGCUAGCUUUGACGCUUCUUUGCCUGAUAUGAAUAAUCUUCAGAUUUCUGAGGGUUCAAAGGCUGAAGCUGUCCAGGAGGAAGAAGACACCACCGUGCAUGAGGAUGAUCUUUCCAGUUCCAUCAAUGAACUCCCCGCAACUUUCGAAUGCAGCGAUAGCUUUAGCCUGGAUAUGACUGAGGCAGAAGAAAAAGGCAAUCGAGCCCUGGACGAGUAUACCCUUGCAAGCUUUGGAGAAGGUGACAGGGGAGUCUCUCCCCCUCCCUCGCCCUUCUUCUCGGCCAUCCUUGCUGCAUUUCAGCCCACGGCCUGUGAUGAUGCAGAGGAAGCCUGGCGCAGCCACAUCAACCAGCUCAUGUGCGACUCAGACGGCUCCUGUGCUGUGUAUACGUUUCAUGUGUUCUCCUCCUUGUUUAAGAAUAUUCAGAAAAGGUUCUGCUUCCUGACCUGUGAUGCAGCCAGUUACCUUGGAGAUAACCUCCGGGGAAUCGGAUCCAAGUUUGUUAGCUCUUCCCAGAUGCUCACCUCCUGCUCUGAAUGCCCGACACUUUUCGUGGAUGCGGAGACUCUCCUUUCUUGUGGACUUCUGGACAAGCUCAAGUUCAGUGUUUUAGAACUCCAAGAAUAUUUGGAUACCUACAACAACAGAAAAGAGGCCACUCUCUCAUGGCUUGCAAAUUGUAAGGCAACAUUUGCAGGAGGAUCAAGAGAUGGAGUAAUUACUUGUCAACCAGGGGACUCAGAAGAAAAGCAAAUGGAAUCUCUUGCACAAUUGGAACUGUGUCAGAGAUUAUACAAGCUACACUUCCAGCUGCUGCUGCUUUUUCAGUCCUACUGUAAGCUCAUCGGCCAGGUGCAUGAAGUCAGCUCCAUGCCAGAGCUGCUAAAUAUGUCCAGGGAACUGAGUGACUUAAAGAAAAACCUGAAGGAGGCCACUGCAGCCAUUGCAGCUGACCCUCUCUAUAUAGAGGGUGCGUGGUCUGAGCCAACCUUCACGUCCACUGAAGCAGCCAUCCAGUCCAUGCUGGAGUGCUUGAAGAACAAUGAACUUGGCAAGGCUUUACGGCAAAUCAGGGAAUGCAGAAGUCUGUGGCCCAAUGACAUCUUUGGAAGCAGUUCUGAUGAUGAGGUCCAGACACUACUGAAUAUUUAUUUCCGUCAUCAAACUCUAGGACAAACGGGUACUUAUGCAUUGGUGGGGUCAAACCAGAGCCUGACCGAAAUCUGCACCAAGCUGAUGGAGCUGAACAUGGAGAUUCGGGACAUGAUUCGCAGGGCUCAGAGUUACCGAGUCCUCACUGCUUUUCUUCCAGACUCCAGUGUUUCUGGCACUAGUCUCUGACAGGAGCCUCCGGUCCCCCAUGCGUUCCAAACUGGGGGUGCUGCCAUGCUGGGGUGACGUCAUUCAGUGUCUUCUCAGCCUUCGGAAGGCUUGGUCAGACUGUUCUCUGUCUUGUUACCUGUAGGACUUUUUCUAAAGAGGAUGGCAGAACUUCCAACGUGUAGCAAUACUAUAAGAACCAAGGCAGCAUAGAACAUGCUGUGACAGCCUCCAUCCGUCAUGCUGUGUGGGACUAACGUGUUACCAUUUUACUGAGCAAAUGCAACUCACUACUGAAGAAAUGACUUCCAUUGCAUACCAAAGCCGACUACACUGAACAAUACCUUCCUUUCUAGAAACAAUUUUAGAUUGGCAAAAGUGCAAUGUUUUCUUCACUAAAAAAAUAUUUUAUAUUCUAAAACUUGUACAUUCUUUUCCUUUAUUUUUCCUUUUUUUUUCUUUUUUCGGUGGGCUGAAGAAGGGACAGGCAGAAUGAAGCUGGCCACUGAAAACCAUAAGAUGGUCAAAAGCUGACAGCCUGUAUAUGUGAAAACGGAAUUGUAAAUGGACAAUUUAAUGUACACUGUAAUUUGAAUACAAUUAACUGCAUUAUGGAGCUGCUAUGAAGUACCUUUCUUAUGUUGCUAGGCUACUGUUUCUGAAAGCCCUGGAUCUCUCUGCAGGGGCCUGUGAUUAGGACCCUAGCACCAAAAAUGGUCGAGAUAAGACUUUUUUUUAAGGAUCUUGGCUGCUUUUUACUAGAAGGUUGCUUUUAUGGGCAUAUUUAUACACAGAAGGAUGAGUGUUAAUUUUAACCAAUUUUGCCAUUUUGUAGAAAAAAGUUAAAGACAUUCACAUUAUAAAUUCCAAGUCUUUCCACCUGUCACGCAUGCGUAUUUUAAUAUCCAUUUGGAUAGCCAGAAGUAGAAUCAUAAAGGUAAAAUGAGUUGUCACUUUGUUUAAGAAAUGUCAUAUUUUAUUUGUAAUAUAUAUGUAAAAGGCCAUUCUUAAGUUUUCUCCUUAAACUUAAUGCUGUCAAGUGUUAGAUGUGUGCAUGUAAACCUACUGCACAUCGGAAACAUAUUCAAAGUUUAUCUAUGUAACUUAUUCACUCUGUAAAUACAUUUAAAGUUUUUGUGAUGUAAUCUUGGUUGAUAUUAUGUUCAGAACUUCCUUUAGACU